CACAUUCAAGCACCCAUGCACCCUUCCGCAAUUCAGAUAUUGGUCGCACCCAAGAUUCAGAACUUUGGUUUGUAAAGUUUGAUUCUUGAUCGUUUGUUUUGUUAAGAAAGAGGAGCUACACGCAAUCAAGAUCAAGAUAGAUCCCGAAAAUGGAGGGAGAAGGAGUGGUCGGGGCACCAGGGUUUAGAUUCUACCCUACAGAAGAAGAGUUGAUAACAUUUUAUUUGAAGCAUAAGAUACAAGGCACCACCAGAUUACUGCAACAUAUCGAUAGAGUCAUACCUCGGCUUCAUGUCUACGAUUUCUACCCAUGGGACCUCCCUCAAUACGCUGGAGAACGUUGUAAAGGAGACCUCGAGCAGUGGUUCUUUUUCAUUCCUAGACAAGAGAAAGAAGCAAGAGGAGGGCGACCCAGCCGCCUGACGAGUUCCGGCUACUGGAAGGCCACCGGUUCACCAAGCAUCGUUUACUCUUGGAAUAAUCGAGCCAUUGGGAUCAAGAGAACCAUGGUUUUCUAUAAUGGUAGAGCUCCCAGUGGGACCAAGACCAAAUGGAAAAUGAAUGAAUACAAGGCUUUCCAAGAAGUCCCCUCCUUAAACUCUAACCCUAGACCCGAGUUGAUGGAGGAAUUAAGUUUGUGCCGAGUGUAUGUAAAAUCAAAUUGUUUGAGGGCUUUUGAUAGAAGACCAUCAGGAGUUGCACUAAACGAGCAUGUGCCACCCUUUCAAUUCAACUAAUCCUAGCCAGCCAUCAUCAAUAAUAAAGAAGAGGGCAAGCUUUUCUAGCUAUAUCUACUCCUGUGCUUGCCGAUUAUUAGUGGUCAAUCUUCAAAAAAAAAGGGUAUACCGUAUACGGACGUACCCUCCACCGCGGUCAAGUUGAGCUAAGGUAAAUUAUAUUAUGCCAAGAACAAGAAAAGUUAUAUCCAAAUUUGAAUAUAUAUCAUAUACCCUACUUAUGGAUCCUCAUGUGUAUAUAUAUAUAUGGGAAUCAACGAUGAGCCUUUGUGGUCUUUUGUGGAUUGAUCUCAUCUCUCUUUUCUCAAUAAUUAGAAGUGCUGGGUACGUACUGCUAUAAUGUGUCAUUUGGAGAUAUUUGGUAUUUGCUGAACGUACGGCUUAUUUUUUAAGAGAAAAAGAGUUGUAGAGCAUUACUAUUUGGGUCCAUUGUUGCUUCUUACUUGCAUUAUGUCAAUGUAUGUAAAUGAUUAAAAUAAUUCUUUUGUAUUUACUUUUAUUUAUUACACUAUAAGAAAUAUGGUUUUGGCAUGUUGUCACUAC
This is a messenger RNA of Lactuca saligna, 1280 nucleotides long. NCBI's taxonomy places the organism in Eukaryota, Viridiplantae, Streptophyta, Magnoliopsida, Asterales, Asteraceae. The record is from the annotation of a GenBank genome assembly.